Messenger RNA from Pisolithus orientalis, 1378 nucleotides. RefSeq lists its product as uncharacterized. The record is from RefSeq and is a predicted model, not a curated record. The transcript has 9 exons. The coding region runs from base 304 to 1242 and encodes 312 amino acids. NCBI's taxonomy places the organism in Eukaryota, Fungi, Basidiomycota, Agaricomycetes, Boletales, Pisolithaceae.
UUUGUUCACGAACUACCUUCGGAUCGCAACGACGACGCUCUCCUUUCUACUAACUCUCCGGCUUCGUCUCAUUGCCUACUGAGAGAAGAAUUGCGGGGACCACGUCCGAGGCGGAAAUAGGUUGACCCAUGUCCGCAGGCGCUUCCUUAGGUGUGAUGCUCGUGGACUUCUUUUGGCUAUUGCGAGAUGAGAUUACAAUCAACCUUGCAGUAACAUCCGUCGUUGCCGCCCCUACUCACUGGUCUACGUUAUCGAAAGAUACUUGGGUUUGGCAGGACAGGGGUAAGUAUUUGAACUGUGGAGAUGCGCACUCUUUCUGUCCAUCUGGCUCACUUCAUUUUAAGUUUCAACGUCUAUGUCAGCCUGCGAAUCGCCUCUGUCUUGUCUACACCGCCUUCAUACUGCAAGGCAUGGUUCGUGUACCAAGCCAUCACCGUCCAAAUUCUUCUGUUAUCCAUCGAAUGUGCAUUAAUUCAUCGAAUUUACGCUUUAUUUCAAAGAAACUGCUCCAUAUUAUCCGUUUUGGCCAUAUUUUGCUCUCUUCAGUUAUUGUCCCUGGGCGCCAGUGCAUGGCUAGCCAUACCGAACACGAAACAUUCGGAAACAUGUUAUGUCCUCAAACCCAACAUCGACACCAUUUAUUUUGCGACAACAACCAUGGCAACUCAUCUAGUUAUGUUCUUCAUGAUAUUUUGGAGAGGUCUCGAAUUGCCAUUGGAGUGGACGCGCGAUACUUUUGGCCGUGUCGUGUUGCGUGAUUCCGCACUUUCCCCCUUGAUCAUAUCAGCUUUGACGGGCAUCAUGGUACUCUGCAAUACUGGUGUCAUCCAAACAUCUCUGAAUGGCAACGUCUUCUACUGUUGGCUAUAUUGCACAAUGUGGAUAUCGUUGAGCAGGAUUAUUGUCAAUCAUUCCAAGGUUGAGCUAUUGAAGGAUUCGAGUAACGAUGUGACCACUCAUAUCGAUGUUGGGGAAACCUCUUCGUCGAUAUCUGAUUUGAGCACCUGCCGGCACUCCGCUGUCGAUCUCUCUGGGAUAUCUACAAGUCAUGUCCGGGUCGCGUUGGGCGUUUCGAGGGCACGCGAUCCUAGCACUUGCGAUUCGCUGGAAAGCAAUGGAGCAUUGUCGUGCGUGGUGGCGGCCAAGGUCAGGGAGGAAUCACCGCCCUCGGGCAGCAGCGAUGGCAGGGACAUAAUUGCUUCUCCGGUUUCUGAUGGUGAUCACUGGUCAAGCAGUUGCUAAUUGAGCAGAAUAUUCUGGGAAACAAAGUUGAGACCUUGGGAUGAAAGGAGUCGCUCAGUUUUUACGUACUGCAUGUUGGGCCCCUCAGCCCAUUUUAAACCAGGGACUGUUACUGUAAAUACAAUUAGUGCCAGUG